Molecule: messenger RNA, 10286 nt
Organism: Anolis carolinensis (green anole)
Lineage: Eukaryota; Metazoa; Chordata; Lepidosauria; Squamata; Anolidae
Gene: krabd3
Product: KRAB-A domain containing 1
Exons: 25
Coding region: 100-4503 (1467 amino acids)
Biological process (GO): regulation of DNA-templated transcription
Source: RefSeq, a predicted model, not a curated record
GCGCGCGAGGCGUGUCGCGCCUCUAUAGGAAGGGGAAGGGGCUUGCAAAGGAUCCAGCCCAGAGAAGGGAUCCUUCAGAGGAAGCACUAGUAGAUCACCAUGCCAGAGGAGGAGGAGGAGGACGAGGAGGAGGCCCCUGACACGCGUCGGGAACCAAGGAGGACACGUGGGCCAGUGGCUGAACCCGGAGAAGUGACCUUUGAAGACGUGGCGGUCAGUUUCUCAUCGGAGGAAUGGUCCGCCUUGCAGGGCUGGCAGAAGGCGCUGCACAAAGAAGUGAUGCUGGAGAACUACUCUCUGCUGCUUACUUUAGGUCAUUCCAUCCCGUCAAUGGAGUUUUCCUGCUUAAUCUCUCAACUGGAAGGGACCAUUGAGGGCCAGAAACUUGGCUGGGCUGUUGGAGAAGAGGAAUGCGGAGGUGACCUCUCUUUCCCCAAGGAUGUGGAUACACCCUGGCACCUCGAUGUUGACCCCAAGACUGACCGGUGCUUGACCCCAGCCAGCGACGGAGAGGGUGAGUGCCAGAGCAGCCUCCACCUCUGCGCCCUCAUGAAGCUCGUCCAGGAGAUCCCCGAGUUCCUCGGCGGGCAAAACAAAGCCCCCCAAGACCCCGUUUCGGCUUCAGACGCCGAUGACAACGAGGCCAAUAAAGCGCCCAUCGCCGUAAAUGGUCACGAGAAAGAUACAGAGCAAAAGGAGAGCCAAUGGGACCCUUUGGUGGCCCCGAGUCCGGAUUCUGGCCCCGUUGAGGAAGAAGGUGCAGAGACCCAAACCCAAGACACCUGUUGCAAAGAAGACACAACUUUGGCGGGAUCCCUGGUUCACGAGGAAGAGGAGGAUAUGAAAUGCGGAAAGCAAGAAAAUCCGGGCGGAUUUGCAAGCGGAGGCGUUGAACCAAGCAGGGCAAAAGCUGGUGUAGAAGAACAUUCCCAUAAAGGAAGCAAAGCGGAAGAGAAGCCCCUGCGCGGCCUCCUGAAGUGCCUAAAGAACCUCAUUGUCCAUCAUCCCCAACCCGUGUCCCACAGAGAGACCCCCGUCCAGAGGAGGGAAGUGGGGAGCGGAGGGUCCCCCCCCAUCCAAGUUAAAACUGAAGCCACGGAAGAGGAGCAUCUUGCCCAUCAUCCACAACAGGAAGGAACUGGUCUUCCCAUUAAUCCCAAUGGCAAACCCUUCAUUUCCCAGAAAGAGGGCUCUCCGCUUUCAAGAGUUGGAAUUUCGGCAGUGAAAGUCAAGCGGGAGACGGACAGCCCUCCUCUUCGAUACCCAAAUGGACUCGGAUCCAAUAAUAUCCCCAGAAUCAUCGACCAAGGAAAGAGAUCCUUGGGCCUCAAAAUUAAGCAGGAACCUCAUGAGGAUGGAUUGGAGCAGCCCCCCUUUCCAGCCCAGAGGAGACCCCCAAGAGAGGAGGAGGAGGAGGAUGGGCCGUAUCCGCACUCCAGGGUCUCCAGUAGCGGCAGCGCAGAGGCCGGCACGGAUCCGGGCCUUUGGGUCCCCUAUUCGGAAGAGUGGAGCCCGGCCACCAGCCCCCUCCACGGCCUCCUGAAAUGCCUGAAGGGAAUCCCCGCCCCGCGGCCCCCCGUUUCCGGAAUGUUCUUGGGGAAAAGAGGGGCAGGAGACGGGAAAGAGAGGAGGAAAGGAGGAAGGAGAGCAAGGCUGGAAUGCAGUGAAUGGGCAACCCCAGAGAAGAUGCCCCCUUGCCCCACAUCUCCGGCAGCAUCCAGCUGUGGAUCCGGCAACGCUUUGCAAGGCCUGAAGGACCUUGCUCUCCACGCAACCCCAAGCCAGCCCUGUUCGCCGGCCCUCUGCUCCUCCAUCGGCAGCUCCCCAGACCGGCUCCCCAGACGGAUCCCGGAGAAGGCGAAAGGCACGAGAAAGGAGGACGGACCUGGUCGAUCCAGCGCUCCUCUGCAAGGGAUGGAGAGAUGCCUGAGAGAGCUGGCCGUUGGUUCACAAAGCCAGGCCUCGUCCCCAGCGGUCAGUUGUUCCUCUUUUGGUGGAUCUCCGGAUGGACCACAUCGCUGGACACCGGACGCCGGGAGGUGGCCCUGGAAGGAGGAAGGAAUGAGCCGCAACAGCACCCCUUUGCAAGACUUGGAGCGCUGUUUGAAAGACCUGGCUCCAAGCGGUCAACCAGGUUCGCCGGCCAUCGGUUCGUCCAUCCAUGGAUCCCCAGGUGGACCCCAAAGGUGGACCCCAGAGCCUGGCAGGUGGACACAGAAGGAAGAAGGUCCCAGCCGUAAAGGCACUCCUCUGCAGGGUCUGGAGAACUUCCUGAAGGAGCUUCCCGGGGCAACGAGGAGCCCGUUCUUGCCGGCCAUCGGCUCUACCGUUGGGAGCCCAUCCGACGGUCGUCCCAGGCAAAGCGGCAGGCAAUGCUCCGCAAAGGAGGAAGGCUCUAGUCCCGCUGGGAUCCUGCCUCUUCAAGGCUUAGAGAACUGCCUGAAGGAGAUUCCCAUCCGUGAGAAUAAAAUCCAAAAUUCCACCGCUGUGGCAGCCAGUGCCUCUGUCGGGAAGCCAAGGAGGACAGAACUGGCUUCUCAGAAGCCGUGGAAAGAAGACGGCAUCUCGGGGGGCUCUGUUUCGGACGUCUCUCCCCUCCAUCGGCUGAUGACCUGCCUGAAGGAGAUCCCCAUCCGGAGGCCAAAUUAUCUCAAGACGCCCAGCGUUUCCUCUUCCUCCUCCUCCUCCUCUUCCUCUUCCUCCUCCAGCUGCAGCGAAACCGAGAGGGACCGGCAGAGUCCGGGGACGGGGUCCUGGUGGGACGGCGGACAAGAUUUGUAUCAAGGGUCAGAUGCGGAUGAGGUUGGGAGACGGAAGGAAGCGGACCCCAGGAAAGUGGGGAAGAGCCCACGGGCAGGACUUCCUUCGGAGGAGGAAGCGGGGCUCCCACCCCCGGCCUCCCCCGUCCCCAGCCUGCAGAACGGCUUGAAGGAUCUCGGUGGGAGUCCACCGCUUCACCCCAAAACCCAUUCAUCCAAAUCUGUCCGCACCCAGCCUGGAUUAUGUCCUGCAGGACUCAGAGGCAAUGGGUGUGAUCCAGAGAGAUGCCCCAAAGAAACUGCAUCGGCUGCAUCUGGUCCUUUGAGUAGUUCCUCCAUAUUGACCCAGAACUCCUUGGCGGAAAGAGAUGCCGAGCGCCGGAACCUGGGACUCCAUGCGCAAGAACCAGCGACUGAGAGCAAUCCCCUCCAAGGCCUGAUCCGGUGCCUCAAGGAGAUCUCCCCGAGGGGUCCCAGCCCCGGAUCCCGGUCGGUCAGCAGCUCUCCGGCCAGAACGGCCCAACGAGAACCAAGGCACCGACAAGCGGAUGAAGAAGAGAAGGAGGAAGCGCUGGGAGAAGAAGGAGAAGAAUUCAAUGCACGGAAAGAUCUAGUGGAGAACAUGAAGGAAAAACCCAGAAGCAGAAUUGGUGGAGACCCGUUACUCCCGAAGAAGCCUUCGAAGAGGACGCCAUCCCCUGAAGUUGGCAGCAGCCACAAAAGUGCCAGCCCCACAGUGACUUCCGUUUGUGGCCCCAAAGGGAGUGAGUAUCCGUGUGCCAGGAGUCGGACUUCACCUGCACCGAAGCCUCGUGUGCCAGAAUGGAGCGGUUCCAGCUCACCCAAAAACGGAGAGAAAAGUCCCCUGGCGACAGCCAGGGCCGACGACAGCCCAGCUUCGGUGGUGACGUCCAGCAGUUUUGAACCCCGAACCGAGCCAGGAAACUCUUCGAAGAAAAGGUGUCUCGACUCGUCUCUGUCCCAGGACCGUUGGGGAAACGGGGGCGAAGGGCAGCGGUCCGAGCUGGGCCCCGUUUUGUCGGAGACGCUGGGCCGGCUCUCGGCGGACAUGAGCGCGGUGUCGCGGGACGUCUCCCGCCUGCAGAGCCACCUGGAGCGGCUGGAGCAGGACGCCCGGGGCUGGGUGCUGGAGCUGGCCUCUCUGCGGAUGGAGAACCGCAGCCUCCUCGAGUACGCCCGCCAGACCGAGUCCCGCUGCCGCACGCUGGAGAGCCGCUCCCGCCGCAACAACCUGCGCCUGCUGGGCCUGCCGGAGGGUGCCGAGGGCGGUGACGCCGUCUCCUUCUUGCGCCGGACCCUCCUCCCGCCGGUGCUGGGGACGACCCUGGAGAUCGAGAGCGCCCGGAGGGUCCAUGCCGCCUCCAGGCCCCGGCCGCUCGUCUUCCGCCUGCUGCGCUUCGCGGACAAAGCGGCCCUCUUGCAAGCCGCCCGGUCGCGGCCGCUCAGCUUCGCCGGGGCUCCACUCACUCUCGUUCCGGAUGCCUGCCCCUCGCUCUCCCGGCGCCACAGGAUCCCCUUCUCGGCCUUCCGACACCCCUCGUUCUUCGGCCCCCGACCCUCCUGUUGCUGCCUUCGGCCUCCCCACGGCUCGCGGCAACCGACGGCGUGCAACUCCUUAAGUGACAGGGACAGCAGGGUUUCUAAAGGACCGGAUCCUUUGACAGGACCAAGGUGCCUCAACGGGUGUCAGGGUGCAGGGAACAGCAAACAACACGACCCAUGAGGCUGUGCUGCGGUAGGGUCUCGAAGAAUGGGUAGAACUGGCUGCUUGUUUACAGUUGAUUUGGAAUGGGCUUCUUAGGCUGGAUCUACAUAAUGAUGUGUCAGUGUGGAGGUCAGGUUGCAUCUUGUGUGGGGUUUCUUCAACCUCCAUCAAUCAUCUUCUCCAGCACCCUGAUGAAUUGCAAUCCUCCAUCACACCAAUUCCUCUGUUCAAUGUCAGACUCAAACACAUCCGUAGUCUGAAGUCCAGACAUUUAUUCAAUAUCUAUAAACAUAUUUACAAAGCAUAGCAAAAGCCAUCGCUCUGAGCUGACAUUCUUCUUCAGCCUCUUGCCUCGGCAAGCACCAGCUCAACACACACAGAGAUAAGAAAGCACAUUCCUCAGUUCGAAGGAAGUUCCUGACCUCCAAAGCCGGAAAUCAUGCCUGAUAGGUCAUAGCAGUCACAACAGGCUGUCAGUCAAAACUAGCCUGCUGUUAACUGUUUCAUUACUGAAACACACACUCUUGCCUAACAGCAGAAAACACUCGAUUUACAUUUCAUACACAUACAACCAUAAUCCAACAUGAUGAUGUUGAUAAUGAUAAUAAUAAUAACACCAAUAACACUGUAUUUAUAUUCCGCCCUUCUCCCCAAGGGGACUCAAAGCAGAUUACCGUAUAUAAAUUGGGCUGGGCUGUGGCGCAGCUGGCUAGUAACCAGCUGCAAUAAAUCACUAUUGACAGAGAGGUCAUGAGUUCGAAGCCCGGGUUGGGUUAAGCCCCCGACCAUUAAAUAGCCCGGCUUGCUGUUGACCCAUGCGGCCCAAAAGACAGUUGUAUCUGUCAAGUAGGAAAUUUAGGUACGCUUUAUGCGGGAGGCUAAUUUAACUAAUUUACAGCACCAUAAAACUGCCAGCAAUAUGCCGGAAAGGAAUGAGGAAGUACAGCCACUAGUGGACGGUGAAGCAACAGCUCCCCCUGUGGCCGGAAUCGUGAAGCUGGAAUUGUUAAAUGCCUCUGUGUGUGUCUGUAUGUUGUUUGAGAGCAUUGAAUGUUUGCCAUAUAUAUAUAUAUGUUUAUUGUAAUCUGCCCUGAAUCCCCUUUGGGGUGAGAAAGAAGGGCGGAAUAUAAAUACUGUAAGUAAGUAAAUAAACACACACAGGCAAAUAUUCAGUGCUUUGCUACAAUGUGCCACACAUUGUUGUCAUUUCAUGGUCACGUGACUGGCAUGACCGCUUGGAGAGUCUUUUUGCCUUUUCACACCGAAGCAGUACUUAUUUAUCUACUCACAUUUUCAUGUUUUUGAACUGCUAGGUUGGCAGGAGCUAGAGCUAACAGCAGGAGCUCAUCCCAUCCCGCGGAUUUGAACUGCCAGCCUUCAGGUCAGCAGUUCAGCAGCACAAGGGUUUAACCAAUUGUGUCGCCGCAGCCCCUUCCCCAUAUCCCAAGAUCUAAUCCCACCACUAUGUACUACAAUUUCUGUUCCUGGGUUAUAAAUGUCAUUUGUUUUUGCCCGAGGGACAUCAUCCUGACAGCAGCACAUUUUCCUCUCGUUUUCCAAUGAAUAUCUCAUGAUAAGAGUCUCAACCAGGUCAACAUACCAUAUACAGUAGAGUCUCACUUAUCCAAGAUAAACGGGCCGGCAGAACCUUGGAUAAGCGAAAAUCUUGGAUAAUAAGGAGGGAUUAAGAAAAAAAAACCUAUUAAACAUAAAAUUACAUUAUGAUUUUACAAAUGAAGCACCAAAACAUCAUGUUUUACAAGAAAUUGACAGAAAAAAGCAGUUCAAUACUCAGUAGUGUUAUGUAGUAAUUACUGUACAGUAGAGUCUCACUUAUUCAAGCUAAACGGGCCGGCAGAAGCUUGGAUAAGCGAAUAUUUUGGAUAAUAAGGAGGGAUUAAGGAAAAGCCUAUUAAACAUCAAAUUAGGUUAUGAUUUUACAAAUUAAGCACCAAAACAUCAUGUUAUACAAUAAAUUGGACAGAAAAAGUAGUUCAACAAGCAGUAAUGUUAUGUUGCAAUUACUGUAUUUACGAAUUUAGCACCAAAAUAUCACGAUAUUUUGAAAACAUACAAAAAUGGCUUGGAUAAUCCAGAAGCUUGGAUAAGCGAGGCUUGGAUAAGUGAGACUCGUACUGUAUUUACGAAUUUAGCACCAAAACGUUGCAACAUUGACUACAAAAACAUUGACUACUAAAAGGCAGACUGCUUUGGAUAAUACAGAACCUUGGAUAAGUGAAACCUGGAUAAGUGAGACUCUACUGUAUACUUGAAUAUGAACCGACGCACCUCAUUUUACCACAAAAGAUUGGGAAAACUUACUGACCCAAGUAUAAGACAAGGGUGGGAAAUGUAGCAUCUACUGAUAAAUUAUAAAAAAUAGAUACCAAUAAAAUUCUAUUAAUUGAGGCUAAAUGUUUUUGAAUAUUUACAUAAAACUAAUUUAAGAUAAAACUGCUUAACUCUGAUUACCGUAUACAGUAGAGUCUCACUUAUCCAACAUAAACGGGCCAGCAGAACGUUGGAUAAGCGAAUAUGUUGGAUAAUAAGGAGAGAUUAAGGAGAAGCCUAUUAAACAUCAAAUUAGGUUAUGAUUUUACAAAUUAAGCACCAAAACAUCAUGUUAUACAACAAAUUUGACAGAAAAAGUAGUUCAAUAUGCAAUAAUGCUUUGUAGUAAUUACUGUAUUUACGAAUUUAGCACCAAAAUAUCACGAUGUAUUGAAAACAUUGACUACAAAAAUGUGUUGGAUAAUCCAGAACGUUGGAUAAGCAAGUGUUGGAUAAGUGAGACUCUACUGUAUACUCAAGUACAGUAGAAUCUCACUUAUCCAAGCCUCGCUUCUGGAUAAUCCAAGCCAUUUUUGUAGUCAAUGUUUUCAAUAUAUCAUGAUAUUUUGGUGCUAAAUUCGUAAGUACAGUAAUUACAACAUUACAUUACUGCCCAUUAAACUACGUUUUCUGUCAAAUGUAUAUAUAUAAAACGGUAAUGAAAUUUCGGCCUAGGACAAAACAACAAAACUACACAUCCCAGAAGCACUAAACUUGGCAGCACAACCCCUCAUCCAUGCCUCUAUGUUCAUACAACAAACAGCUCCAGCUACUCCAGAAAACGGCCAGGCUUUGAGACUGCAAGGCUAUUCACUGCUAUUCCACCUGGCCAACAAAGGAUUCCCAUAAGCCACAGCAAAGCUAGUUUGUUAUAUAACAUGUUUUGGUGCUUAAUUUGUAAAAUCAUAACCUAAUUUGAUGUUUAAUAGGCUUUUCCUUAAUCCCUCCUUAUUAUCCAAGAUAUUUGCUUAUCCAAGCUUUUGCCGGCCUGUUUAGCUUGGAUAAGUGAGACUCUACUGUAUAAGUCAACUUGAAUACAGUAGAGUCUCACUUAUCCAACACUCGCUUAUCCAACAUUCUGGAUUAUCCAAUGCAUUUUUGGAGUCAAUGUUUUCAAUAUAUCAUGAUAUUUUGGUGCUAAAUUCAUAAAUACAGUAAUUACUACAUAGCAUUACUGCGUAUAGAACUACUUUUUCUGCCAAAUUUGUUGUCUAACAUGAUGUUUUGGUGCUUCAUUUGUAAAAUCAUAACCUAAUUUGAUGUUUAAUAGGCUUUUCCUUAAUGCCUCCUUAUUAUCCAACAUAUUUGCUUAUCCAACACUCUGCCAGCCCGUUUAUGUUGGAUAAGUGAGACUCUACUGUAUAAGCCAAUGAGGACCCUCACUCGAGUAUAAGCCGAGGGGAGUUUUUCAGCCCUUAAAAAGAGCUGAAAAUGUGUCUUAUACUCGAGUAUAUACAGUACUUUGUGGCAGCCACAAAAACAAAGUUUCUGGAGUAGAACAACUAUUUUCAAAUUAAGAGUUGCACAAUUUGACAAAAAUAACACUUCCAAAUCGGGAACAUAACAUGUUUUUUUUUGGCAGUAUAGACCCAAAUAAUCCAGUUCAAAGCAGACCCUGGGAUAUCGAGUAGCGUAGAUCCAGCCUUAGGAAAAUCAGUGCGAUCGCUGUAGCCCAGCCUUCUUUCCCAAUGUGAUUUUUCCCAUUCGUAUUGGACUCCCACUCCCAUCAUCCCCAACCCGUGAAGCGUUCUGGUGGUUGCUCUCCAUCCCUGUGUGAAUGGGGAAUAACAUGAAGGACUGAAAGAGAGGAUCAGGCGAAAACACAUUUUCCAAGAUGUGUUCGUUUCUAUAUAUAUAUAUAUUUUAAUGUAUUCCGUAAAGAUAUUUUAUAUUGGGAUUUUGUUCCUAUGUCUCGUUGUUAAUGUACCUUACACCUUGGUGGUGAGAGUUGGCUAUAAAUAUAUGAAUAAUAAAAGAAAAAUAAUGAAAGCUGAGCCUCUGGUUGGCGUGAUGUGGAGCCUUCUUCUCUGGGGAUUUUUAAGCUGAAGCUGGAUGGCCAUCUGUCGGGAGGGCUUGGAUUGUGUCUUCCUGCCUGGCAAAAGGGACUGGAUGGCCUUCUUUGGGAUCUUCUCCAACUCUUAAGAGUCUGCUACUUUGAACCCAAAUCCAAGUUGAUAUUUUGCAGAACUUUUACAGAAUGGGGGUCCUUUUGACACCACUCGGACUGAAGUACAAGGUGACAAAAUAAUGGUAUUUACGUAAUAAUAAUAAUAAUAAUAAUAAUAAUAAUAAUAAUAAUAAUAAUAAUAAUAAUAAGUGGCUUUGCAUGCAGCUCAAGGCAGGGUACGAUAUCCAUAAAACAAGAGGUAAAUGCACUAUUAAAACGCAUAUUUAUUUACAUUUAUUUUAUUUAUUUACAGUAUUUAUAUUCUGCCCUUCUCACCCCGAAGGGACUCAGGGCGGAUCACGUCAUGUACAUAUAGGGCAAACAUUCAAUGCCUUUAACAUAGAACAAAGACAAGACAAACAUAGACUCCGAGCUGGCCUCGAACUCAUGACCUCUUGGUCAGAGUGAUUUGUUGCAGCUGGCUGGCUGCUCACCAGCCUGCGCCACAGCCCGGACCCAGUAUUUAUAUUCCACCUUUCUCACCCUGAAGGGGACUCAGGGUGGAUCAGAGAACAUACAUAUGCGGCAAACAUUCAAUGCUGUUUAUGCGCUGACAACACAGUCAAUGGUACAUGGAUAGAGGUAUGUAUAGGCUUUUCCCAUCUUCAGCAUCUUAGGCUUGUGCUCGGUUUCGGCGAAUGGGGGGUGCUGUCGCUCCAUCUCCUUACCAAAGAGCUUGCUUUGUAAUUUCCUCCUUUGAUCUAAUCGCUGGCAUUUUUCUGGCAUUUCCUUAUGGGUGCCUUAAAAUACCUCCCUGCUAUUAAGCAGUAUCUAUUUAUCUACUCACAUUUUGCUUUCAAAUCGAUAGGUAGGCAGAAGCUGGGCUAAAGGCCAGGAGCUCACCUUGACGUGGGCUUCAAACUGUCAACCUUUCGACUGACAAGAUUUUACUACAGCUGAUGGUUUAACCUGCUGAGCUAAAGCCCAGCAUACAGUUAAUGUGGGAUUUGUGUAUUGAUAGUGUUUAAAUGCAAUUUGUGUCUUGGUUUGUAUGGCAAACUGAUUGCAUCAUCCAGAGUGUACUAUAGUCUGGAAAGACUUAAUUACUGAGAAGCUGUGAUGACGUCAAAGACGACCCAGACUGUUAUAUGGAUAAAGUAGGAGGAUAUUGGACGAACGGAUUUUAAGCAUAUGUUUUAUAUUUUAUACUGUAUUUAAUUGGUUGUAAUAUAUUUUUAUAUGUUGUUGUUUUUAAUGAUGUAUCAGCAUCGAAUUGUUGCCAAUUGUACGCCGCCCUGAGUCCCUUUGGGUGAGAAGGGCGGGAUAGAAAUAUUGGAAAUAAAUAAAUAAAUAAAUAAAUGUG